CGCUGGAAUUGAAGAUGGCGCCAUUACGAGAAGGGGAUCGAACCCAUUCAAGUCACACCGUUAGGUUGAUGCCUGCUGCGAAUUCUUACUCUCACUAUCCAAUUUGCCACGAUGAGUGCAGCGCAAACCAUGGCCGCUUUGGCCGAAAGCGCUCGAGAAACGGAGCGGAUCGAGCGCGAGCGUUUGGAACGAGAGCCGUCUUUUGUGACUGCGCUGUCACCUUCAUCUGCUGGUACUCCACCUACUGAAGGCUCGUGUCUGCCUUCCUCUGUAGCGGUGGAAGGGCGUGUUUUUCGUCGACUGCAACGGUUCCAUUUACUGCCGUCGGAGCUCAAGGCGCAGUCUGACAUGGUCGCGACGUACUUGCUGACACCAAAAGUGCGUCUUCAAGUGUUCGAGCAGCGGAAGCAUUGGUGGCAACAUCCACUUCACCUUGCGAAGGCUGGGCACGGGACGUUCAUACAAGGUCGCAAGCUUCUGAAGGCCGUCCUGAAGUAUCUGUUGCUGUCCCACGCGGCCAAUAACACUCUCCGUGACGUUCAGCAACUGGCGGAAGGACUGAUACUUAGUGGUUUUCUGUCACCGGCACACGAGGCGCCAAACGCCGAUGAUGAACCUAUCGAAGAGCUGUACAUACUAGAUGACAGCUACUACGAACUCGUAGCUCCUGGAGCCAGCUCUGCUGCCUCGACACCGAAUGCAGUAGCGUCCGCUACUGUUGAUACUACCUCAUCCACCACAUCAAGUGCCAUAAUCUUGCCCGGACACGUGCGAUCACACCAUUCCAAGAAGCCGACGCGACAACCCGAACAUUCGCUCUCUGUCUGGGCAGUGACGGACGGCGCAACUCGUGCAGGGUUUGUACAGCGUAAAUGCGGUCGAAUCCACGUGCGAAAUCUUCUCGGGAUUGCAUCGAAUACAGCCAGUUGUUACGCUGUAGUUAAUAAGACAAAGCACCACUCGCUCGUGCUGUUCGAGACGGACGUAGCAAGACACGAUCUCGUCCAUGUGGAUCUUCAUGCAGCAACCGUGGAGUAUUGUACGCGAACAGAUGAUGAUACUGCGUUUUAUGCUCUAAAGAUUCGCGUUGACGGUGACAACCACGGAAGCAACGACACGGAGAUUCUCGUUCUGAAUAGUAAACCCGAGCUGGAGCAGUGGCUGCUUGCACUACUGGAUGCCGGUGCUACGUUCUUGGAAACUCACCCUGCCAUUCUCUCAUUUGCAGCCUCAACAGCUUCGCUGUACUCUCUUCGAGAUACAGACGCGAAUGGUAAUACCUUUUGCCUGUCGGAGUUGCGUGGUCACGUGGCCUUGUUGACGAAUGUAACCAGCGGUACCUGCAUUACCAACGCAGAGCAACUUCAGCAGCUUGCGGAGUUGUCGUCAAAGUACGGAGACGCCGGUCUGAAAGUGGUGGCGUUCCCUAGCGCGCAGUUCGGAGACGCGGAAUUCGACAACGAUAAGGAACUGAUUGAGCAUUUCCAAGAUCUAUUUGGCGUCCGCUUCCCUGUGUUAUCCACGCGGGAUGUGAACGGGCCAAAUGCGCGCGAUACAAUGCUUUUCUGCAAGACGCGCCUACCUGGAGCUGCGAAAUCGGCAGCCAACGCACUCAUUGAAAACAACUUUGUCAAGUUCCUCGUUACCCGCAACGGAACACUAUUCAAGCGAUACGGUCCCCGUGAUUUACCUCUAAGCAUGGAAAGCGACAUCCAGAAUCUGUUGCAGGAGACGCCAUAAUUGAGAAUGUCAAAAAAAUCAAACACAACUUUUGGAUGAAUAAACAUGUUAUUUUAUAUCCGCA
Messenger RNA from Phytophthora nicotianae INRA-310, 1804 nucleotides. RefSeq lists its product as hypothetical. Gene Ontology annotation, biological process: response to oxidative stress. The transcript has a single exon. NCBI's taxonomy places the organism in Eukaryota, Oomycota, Peronosporomycetes, Peronosporales, Peronosporaceae. The record is from RefSeq and is a predicted model, not a curated record. Gene Ontology annotation, molecular function: glutathione peroxidase activity. Bases 112 to 1740 code for a protein of 542 amino acids.